Molecule: messenger RNA, 1860 nt
Organism: Ruditapes philippinarum (Manila clam)
Lineage: Eukaryota; Metazoa; Mollusca; Bivalvia; Venerida; Veneridae
Product: carcinoembryonic antigen-related cell adhesion molecule 5-like
Exons: 9
Coding region: 119-1681 (520 amino acids)
Biological process (GO): cell-cell adhesion
Cellular component (GO): cell-cell junction
Molecular function (GO): cell adhesion molecule binding
Source: RefSeq, a predicted model, not a curated record
CCGCACUUCGUCGCAAAGCAUUGUAGGAUAGAUUUGAGUCAUGGCGGAUGUGAGAUAGGAGAAAUUCGUUUAUAUUCCGUGACUCAAAAAGGAUUUCGUACUUUCUACAGCAUUCAAAAUGGAUUCUUUACCAUUAAUUUAUUCAAUUUUAUUUUCGGUUUUAAUUAUAUUUAAAGAUGUUACAUCCUUUACAUUAACUGCAUCGAAGAGUGCUGACAAGGCUAUUCUUGGUGAUAAUCCAUUUACACUAUCGUGUGCAUAUACACUAACAGGAAAUGAGCAACUGUUUACAAUAGAGUUAGAAAGAAAAAGAGACACUGUUAAUACUGAAGCCUUUGAAACUAUCUUGACUUUUCAAAAUCCAAGCAGUCCAUUAAAUUUUACUUAUCAAGAUACAGCAUUGGAAGAUAGGACUGUUGCAACAAAGCCAACAGAGGAAAGUAAAACAGCAACUCUUGUUUUCAACACAAUAGAGUGUGAUGACAAAGCCACAUACAAUUGUAAGGCUUUGUACACAGAUGGUGCUGUAAAAACUGCUGUGAGUUCUGUAUCUGUUCUUGUAAGAGCUAAUACAUUAUUUGAAAAAGAUAAGACAAUUUCACAUACACCAUCAGCAAGCUUAGAAGAGGGUGAUGACGUCACAUUUCAAUGUAGUGGGGAUGUGGGUAAUGAACCAGUCGGCCAUCUUGGCUGGUUCUAUUACCUCAAUAACGACACAUCAUUUCCAAUCAAUGCCUCUGACAAAGCAGUAUCGCAAGCACCAGUGUAUCAACCAGGAACAUGUAGUUACAAACGAACAUCAACACUUCAGUUGAAAAUGCUCAGAUCGUUCAAUAACAUAUUAGUGCGCUGUACUGUGCAACAAGAUAAAUACAACCAGUUUGGAGAUGGUCAUGCGCAGACUACGAAUAUUCAAGUAUAUUACCCUCCAAAGGUUACUGCUAUAGCUGACAAAACAGUUGAUGAAGGAACUGAUUUGUUGACCUUGAACUGCGUAGCAGAUGCCAAUCCACCACCGACGUAUUCCUGGCUUCUACCAAAUGGAACAGUGACUGACGGUCAAAGCGUGUCACUCACAAACCUUGAAGUUGGAGACAACGGGACAUACACCUGCUUAGUGUACAAUAUAUACAAACAAGUGAACCAUACAGCAAAUGAAACAGUGUAUAUCGAUGUCCGAAAAACUACCACACCAGCCCCGACUACAACCCCAAAAAUUACUACAGGUCCCACAGGAGGAGGUGAGGGUACAACAGUAGCACAGAUUCGAGACGGGGAUGAUGAUGAUAAGACCACUCUAGGGAUUGCUUUGGGAGUAAGUUUUGGAGUCAUUGUCAUCAUUUGCAUUGUUGUCAUAGUAUUGUGUGUGAUGAAGAAGAGAAGACCAAAGGAAAUUGAAGAACCACCAGAGAAGCCAAGGAAUAAUCAAGAUUUAUCAUAUUAUGGUAACAGGCCAGAUCUGGUGUCAGCCGAUCAUGGUAUGAAGAACAAUAUGGGAAGUAGUGCUCUCAAUUCAAGCUUUAAUAAUUCGUUUGACAGUUCCGAUGUUAAGCCACGCAACGAGGAUGGUCUUCUGUAUAUUGACCUUCAGUUUGACGAUAAACCGAGAAGCCGUAGGCCAAUUCAGAUCCUUGACAAUGGAAGCACGCCUUACGCCGAUAUUGUAAAUCCAAGAGUAUAACUUCCAAUCCCUUGUGUUCAAGUGUUUUGAUUAAGCUGUGUUAUAAAAACAAAAGUUGAACUUGUACAAGAAGCAAUAAAAAGUGAUUCAAAAGGAAGUUUACAUAAGUGUUGAUCUGGGUCAAGUUGUGAGUUUUACAAGGUUGUGUAAUCGUUUUAUUGUGGAAAUAAAAAAAAAAG